AUGAAUAAAAGGAUAUUUAGUUUAGUUUGUAUUGUCUUAUAUACCCUUUUGGCUGUAUCAAUACAUUGCUCCGAACAGAAAGUAUUUGUUGUAGGAAAUAAAAGCAUUUGUGGUAGCAAAGAAAUAAACAGAAGCAACGAAAAAAAUGGUAUAGAAUCUAAAUGCGAAACACAAUUAAAGAAUCCCAAUCCUAAAGAUGAUGAAGAUUAUAAAGGAUUUAAUUGUUUUAAUAUAUUUAAAAGAAAUAAAAGAACUAAACCACCUUCAAAUAAACAUGAAUCUCCUUCUGAGGUAGAAUUGCUGAUGGAAAAAAUUAUAUCUGACAUUGCAAUCUAUCCAGAAAAAUUACAGUCUUUAUCAAAUGAUCAAAUAACUGAAACAUCUUCAAAUAACAAUGAAUUUCAUUCUAAUGAAAUGUUGGAUAUGGAAAAAAAUGUGGCUUACUUUCUUUUAUCAAAUCCAGAAUUUGUUAGAUUUUUAUUACUUUUAAAAUUAUUAAAAUUAGAUGACCAGCCUUCAAAUGAUAAAUAUGACAUUUCUUAG
Molecule: messenger RNA, 543 nt
Organism: Plasmodium yoelii
Lineage: Eukaryota; Apicomplexa; Aconoidasida; Haemosporida; Plasmodiidae
Product: fam-c protein
Exons: 2
Coding region: 1-543 (180 amino acids)
Source: RefSeq, a predicted model, not a curated record